CACCAUUAGGUCCAAAACAGACUGUUGGUACUAAAUAAACAACCCGCGAAAGUAAAUCUUCUGCAACCGAUGCUGAGGACUUACUGCUGACGACCCAACGAAGAAGACAAACGGAUUCGACCUGCCGCCACCCUAAGUAACUCUGAACGGGCGGCUCGAAAGUUGAUUUCAUCGGUCGUAUUUGAUUUCGCAGAAACGGGAUAUUCGUGUUUACCAGUCCCAACAUCUCGGAUCCAAGCUCACGCAUUGUUGAUAGGCAUUUCUUCUUAGAAUGAGCCAAUAUCGAAUGCAUGUUGGGAAUCGAAGCUACCGCGUACGUCAGAGAAAAUACAUUUUCUAACGCUGAUGUUUAGUCGUCAAGACGAGUAUGUUCUGUUGACCAUGUUGUGUCCGUUUUCUUUCUUGCUCAUAAUGCGAACUUCUACCUUCUGCAACAGGAUUACCCAAAAUUGCGAGAAUUGCACGAAAAACGACUAUUAUCAUCACUCAAUGUCUCCGCUACCCGCAGAUCCUCUCAUUUGAAGACUGCAGCCAAUGGCGACUAUUCCCGCCGAUUAUUCGAGAACAAUUUCAUCAGUAUUAAUAAUAAUACAGCGAGUCAUGGUCCUUUUCACCAUCAAAUGCAACAAUAUCGCACCUUUUUCAAUGUUGCCAACGUUCUUAACGACAAGGUGGAAACUGUCCAAUUGAAGAGUCUGGAGGCAACCGCAAACUCUAGACCGGCCGAUGCAAACGCACAAUUCGAGUUUUUGAAUCGACUCCUUCACAACAAUCAUCCCCAAGCCGUUGUGGAUCGUGUUAGCAACAAGAUGUUUCGAAACUUUGCUGUUGACUCUCGAAUCGCUACCUUGUACCUGCAAGCUCUGAUGCAAACAGGAAAGUACAACCAGUUCAACAUGGAUGAUCUUCUGUCGCGACUGCAGGAACGUGAUCCCAGUAUAUUGAACGACGAUAACAUCCAAGAAAUCAUUAACCAGAAUAGGCAAUUGACCAAGCAAGAACAAGUGAAUGCUAUGAUGAAUCUACUUGCGAGCGGUGGCGGUGCCAUUAUGGCAGGCUCGUCAAGGGUUGGAGGCAUGUUGGGCGGCCCGGGUGGGCUCUCAGGAGGUGCGGGGGCAGCCGCAUCUGGGCGAGGAUUGGAUCCGAAGAAUCCUCUUUUUGUUCAAUUACACAAUCCAACAUCCGCACGAUCUGCCCUAAUUUCUUUGACGGGACGGGUACUAAUUGCCUUUGUAGUCGUCAGUGCCAUUUCUGCUCUUCUCGAUGAGAAAGGCGUUGGACGGGGUCUGGGAAUGAACUCAGGCACCAAGCAUAUUCAGCAGGCGCAGGAUACUUCAGACGUGAGUUUCGACGAUGUUAAGGGAGUAGACGAAGCGCUGGCCGAGUUGAAAGAAAUCGUKAUGUAUUUGGAAAAUCCGACAAAAUUUACACGGUUGGGAGGAAAACUUCCUCGUGGACUGCUUUUGACGGGACCACCCGGAACUGGUAAGACCCUCCUUGCGAAGGCAAUUGCUGGUGAAGCCGGUGUGCCUUUCUUUUUCAGCAGCGGUAGUCAAUUUGAAGAGGUAUAUGUAGGACUUGGAGCAAAACGUGUCCGGGAACUUUUCGAGGCCGCCAAGAAAAAGUCUCCAUGUAUAAUAUUCAUUGACGAGAUUGAUGCUGUAGGUGGAUCGAGGAAACUGAAAGAUCAGUCGGCGCUGAAAAUGACUCUAAACGAGCUUUUGGUGCAGAUGGAUGGCUUCGAGGAUAACAAUGGAAUCAUUGUAAUCGGGGCCACAAACUUCAUGGAAUCACUUGAUCAAGCGCUUUUACGACCAGGACGUUUUGACAAACACAUAACUGUGUCCCUYCCUGAUGUUGGUGGGCGAAAAGAAAUUUUAGAAAUGUACGCCAAGAAAACAAAACUUUCGCCUGAUGUUGAUUUGAAUAUUUUAGCGAGAGGAACAACAGGAUUCAGCGGUGCCGAAUUGUACAAUCUCAUGAACCAAGCAGCCUUGAAGGCUUCCGUGGAUGGUUUGGCUAGCAUAACCAUGUCGGUGUUGGAAUAUGCAAAGGACAAAAUUCUGAUGGGUGCAGAGCGAAAGACAGCAGUAAUUACUGAGGAAACUGCGAAGUGCACAGCAUACCACGAGGCGGGACACGCGCUUGUUGCAGUGAUGACAGAUGGAGCCAUGCCAAGUAAGUUGAUCUUAUGUUUUACCUUAAUUUCAUCUCGUUUUCAGUGAACGGUGGAUCGAUCGAAUCUGCUUCUGACAUUCCUUUUCGCUUUCAAAUUUUAGUUCACAAGGCCACAAUUAUGCCUCGUGGCCAAUCAUUAGGAAUGGUUACMAUGUUACCAGAAGGAGACCAAACAUCACAAUCGCWAAAGGAAAUGAAAGCGAACAUGGAUGUCGCUAUGGGAGGUAGAGUUGCUGAGGAACUCAUAUUUGGGAAGGAAGAGAUCACRUCRGGAGCAUCGAGCGAUAUCGCUAAUGCGACGAAUGUUGCCCGAAAUAUGGUGACUAAGUUUGGGUUUAGUGAAGAAAUUGGUUUGGUUAGAUACGGCGGGUCAACUGGACAAGAACACGCGUCAGAGGAAACACGGAAMAAGAUCGAUACCGAGGUGAAAAGGUUGACCGACUCUUCUUACAAACGUGCCAAGGAACUGUURAUAAAAUAUCAAAAACAACAUCAUUUAUUGGCGAAGACUUUGCUCGAGUAUGAGACACUGACUGGUGACGAAGUAAGGGAUUUGGUGAAGAAAGGCAUAAAACCAAAACGGUCAAUAAUCAAUACUCAGGGAGGGGCGAGAGGAAACCGGGAAGUAUUGUCYACUGGGAGCAGCGGCAAAUCCAGAAUUCCUGGGCUCGGAAAAGAUAGCAGCUCUACUCGGUAACGACGGAAUAACACUUUACGCUUUGAGCGCAACUUUAGGACUAAGAACAAAUAACUCUGUGCAGUGAUUUAAAGUAACAUAUUUAAGUUGGAUAGCAUUAUCUUCGCUUUGUCUGCAAUCUCUUUCGGUUCAACAUCACCCAAAUUUACUUCAUCACCGCUCUUAAACUAUUACGCCAUUAAAUUGACAAAAUAAAAGGUCCCUUGUAGCACGAUCAUAGGACUGCCGAAUUUUCAGGAUUCCAAUCAAGACACGUACUUCAGUGUUACAAUAUUCUCGAUAGUUAAUCAUUCCUUGUCGAGUAUCGGCGACAAGAAUGGUAUCGCACCUAUGAUUCAGUUGCCCACACGUUAUGUAUUAAACUGUUUCAUCUUUGCUUUCGAUCUUGCAUGACUUCAGAUUCAACAAAUCGACAUGAUACCGUACAAUCAAAUUAGUCAGAAGGUCGGGAACCAUGACACCGCAAACAUACUCAACAGUAGGGUUUGAGUCCUUGCACGCGAUGCAGGUGCGUUUGAAUCCUAAUUUGA
Messenger RNA from Pseudo-nitzschia multistriata, 3405 nucleotides. NCBI's taxonomy places the organism in Eukaryota, Bacillariophyta, Bacillariophyceae, Bacillariales, Bacillariaceae. The record is from the annotation of a GenBank genome assembly.